This is a messenger RNA of Pieris napi, 1912 nucleotides long. It is a transcript of the gene Casp-4, whose product is annotated as caspase-1-like. The record is from RefSeq and is a predicted model, not a curated record. Bases 131 to 1393 code for a protein of 420 amino acids. Gene Ontology annotation, biological process: proteolysis. The transcript has 5 exons. Lineage: Eukaryota; Metazoa; Arthropoda; Insecta; Lepidoptera; Pieridae. Gene Ontology annotation, molecular function: cysteine-type endopeptidase activity.
AUUUGUAUAUUUUAUACCCCGCCCAAUUCUUAUCGGUUGUCAUUUCAUUGUAUAUUGCAUACAUAUCUACAAGAUAAGAUAGUUUAUUAAAGCAGUAUUCGAUGAUAGUUCGUAAGAAAUAAACGUAACCAUGAAUUCAUGGGAAAUAAAUUAUCAAAGUGAUUCUAAUGAAAAUGAUUCGGUGAUAACAACAGAUGGAACGGUUUUUAACCCUCCAACUUACGAAGCCGAAGCGGAACUGCAAGCCCUACCAGAGACACCAGAAAUACAUCCAGACAAUAUUCUUUAUCCUAAUACCAUUUGGUUUAACUCUAAACCGCUAAAUAAAUUUGCGAAAACAUACGAAUUAGAGAAAUUCGAGAAGAAUUUGUUAAUAAUAUUCAAUCAAGAAAAUAUAAUUGGCUAUGAGCCUAGAUUGGGCACGGAGAAGGAUGUCACUGCUUUGAUAAAUACAUUUUCACAAUUUGGCUUUGAAAUUGAACCGUAUAAAGAUAAAACGAAAAGUUUCGUUCUGGGUGUAUUAAGAAACUUCAAAUACAGAAAUUUCUCCGACUAUGGGUGCGUUGCGGUGGUUGUGCUGACCCAUGGGACUACGGAGGGCUUAAUACGAGCGAAAGAUCAAUUUUACAAGGAGUUUGACGUAAUAGACGCAUUCAAAACGUAUAACAAUCCGUCUUUGAUCACAAAACCUAAACUUCUAUUUAUCCAGGCUUGUCGUGGUAAGCAGUCCGUCAAGGGAGUCAAUGUUGGUACUCCAACAACACUCUCGAUAAAGAAAGAUGAAUGCCAUAUCGAACCAUAUACCUUACCAGCUGAGUCGGAUAUGUACGUUCUCCACAGUUCAUACAUGGGCAAACCUUCACAUAGAGACGAAUUCAACGGUACAUGGCUAAUUCAGACAUUGUGUAAAAAGAUAAAUGAAUUAGCGCCAACCCACGACUUGACCAGUAUAGUCACUGAGGUGAAGCAAGAAGUGGCAAUCGAUUUGUGCUUCGAAGAAUAUAACACAGAAACAUUAGAAGUGGAGACGAACACACAGGUGCCUGUGGAUACGUCGACUCUAAUUCGGAAGUUGUAUUUUCGGAAGUUUGGUGAAUCUGUAUCGUAUACCGACUCACGUGUAGAAAGAAGUGAUUCGAUCACGCCUUUACUGGAAUUUGGGCCUUGUGUCUGCUUUUUGGACUACUUCGCGUAUAUAACGGAAUGUUUACGGUUAUACUUAGAACACAAUCCAGAAGAUGCAAUAGCGCAGUACUUCAUCGAAGCGUCAGAAACCAUUGACAGUUCCGAGAUGAGUGGUUCUAAAGAGAAAAUGACUAAUGCAAUUGUUAACUACUUACGUAAUCAUGCUAAGCAAUUUGAUUUUUACAAAUAUAUGUAUUUUAAAAAAUGAUUUAUAACAUUUUACUUAAAACCUUAUCCUCCGUGGCCAGACGCUGCGACUCGAUCCGGCGAAACAAUAAUUGUAUCGGAUUCAAAGACAGAAACGUCACAAUUUUGUCUAUUUAGAUAAAUUUCUUAAUAAUGUAUGUAAAGUAAUAAUUUUAUUACUUAGAUUAGAUUCUUUAGAUUGUUAAUUAUCUGUUAUUUGUUUACCGGUCUAUUAUUUAAUUUGUAGUUUUGAGUUUGUUAGUCUGUGGAAAAAGGCGCGGGUUUUGGCUUGUCAUUUAAAUUUUUCAGGAAGAAUUUUUGUUAGAUCAUUUUGGAUUUUAAUUAGGAAUUAGAUUAAAAUUGUUUUGAAGAACUUUUAUGAAACAACAAACUACAUGUUGUUUCUAUCAUUAUUUCAGAAACACAUUGGAUUUUUGUAAAGUUUUAAUAUGUCGAUAAGAGAGAUAGAUCAGUAUUCAAGGAUUUAUUUAUAUUAAAUUUGAAAUAAAUUUAAUAACGUAUGGUAUGAUAUGUUCGAAAC